Molecule: messenger RNA, 2615 nt
Organism: Oryctolagus cuniculus (rabbit)
Lineage: Eukaryota; Metazoa; Chordata; Mammalia; Lagomorpha; Leporidae
Source: RefSeq, a predicted model, not a curated record
AUGGCAGGAGCCGGCCAGACUGUGGGAAGCCGCACGCACUGCGCUGUCUACACCCCAGCAGCCGCUUCUCAACCCUCCUGCUCCGCGGACCUCCAGUUGCUGGCCCACAGGGUGGCGUCACCUUGGCAGCCCCUGACCUGGAGCAGCCCGCCCUUGUCCUUUGCCCUCCAAACUGGCUUCCACCUGCCUCCUUCCAACGGUGGCGGUGCCGCCGUCUCCCAGAACUGGCUCCCGCACGCUCGGCCGUCGCUGCUGAAGUCGGAGUCGCUCCCGUGGGAUUUGACAUCCCCCCCCACUCCCCACCCCAACCCCCAGCUGGUGCCAGCAUCUUUCCCAAACCGGAUCCAAAACCCACAAACUAUUCCCAGCACCCCCAAACCUGGCUGCGCGCUCCCCUUCCUGGCUGCUCACGCGUCCUCGGCAAACGUUCGCCGACAUCCUGCCCCCUCGCCUGCCUGCGGGUGCCCGGCCCCUGACUCACUUCCGAGGCAUCCCUGGAGCCCCCAGCCUCCGGCUCCCGCAGGAUGUCUUGGCCACCAGGGCUUCCCUCCGCGGCCCCUCCUCCCCCACCUUGCAGCCCGGGCCCCAGCCCCCGCGUCGGAGAACGGUCCUUCUGCACAGACCGCACUGCGUGGCCCCAGCCCGGCGCAGCCAGAUUCGUCUCACCCCGCCUCGUCCCCGCGCCCUGCUGUCUCCCUGCCAUCGUCUCCGAAACCCCGUGCCCCGGGAUGGCAAGCGCUCAGCCCCUUCCCAUCUGAACCUGGGGGAUACGAGACGCAUGGCUCUGCUCGCUUGGUGGCCCCCACCCCCGGGCUCCCUCGCAGCCUCUGUGGUCCCCAGAGCCCCCGCUGUCUCCCCUGCGCCCUUCCUCCUGCGCCUGUCCCCUCUCUGCCCUCUGGCUGGCACCCACCGGGCCCAGCCCCCAGCUUCUCGGCCCAGCUGCCCCCGGCUGCCCACUGCAGGCAGCGCCUCUUCCCAGGGGUCUCUGGGUGGGGGGCUACGUCCUUCCCGCACACUCACCUCUGUCCUCCGCACGGUCCGUCUGUCCCCGCUGCUCUCCCGUGUCCUGGCCACCUCGGCCAGCACUGCCAAGAGCUUGGAUCUGCUGGGGAGGGGGGACUUGGGGGAGGACAAUUUCCUGUCAGGAAACCCCUCCCUCUCUGGGCCAGGGGCGGGAAGGCCUCAUUAUCUGUCUGCCCUUUUAGGCCAGGCUGCGGUUGGACUGGGACGGGCCCCACCCUCGCCCUCGCCGGCCGGAAUCCGCCGGCCCCGCCUGCUCUUCGCGCCUCUCGAGGUGCCAACACCAUCCUGGGCACCCCAGGGAGACCCCUGCGCUGGACGGCAGCCCACAGCGGCCCUGUGCGGCCGGCCGAGCCCCAGGCCUUUGAAAAACGGCUGGGCGCGGGCUUCGUGACUUCAGUGCGGCUGCCAUAGCCACUAAUUCAUCAGCCCCCCGGGAAAUCUCAUCGCUAUGAGCAGCCACGGAGCCACAGAGCCACGCUCCAUCUCUGGGGACAUUUCAUGCCACCGGAGUCAUGUGGUAAGCGUCUGAUUUUCAGUGAACAAAGCAUUUUAUAAAUAAAUGAUUUUUAAAAGUUUUACAUUUAUUUGAAAGGCAGAGAGAGACAGAAAGAUCUUAUCCCCUGGUUUAUUCCCCAAAUGCCACCGACGGCUGAAGCCAGGAGCCUGGAGCCCAAUCCAGCCCUCCCACGGGAGCGGCGGGGACCCAGCCAGCACCUGCUGCCUCCCGCGGUGCGGGGACUCGAACCUGGGCACCCGGAAAUGGAUGCAGGUGUCUCAAGUGCGGGGUCGUCACAGCUGCACCAGACGCCUGCCCCAAAACUGUGUGUUCAGGAUUCAUCCACUUGGAGCUGUUCUCCCGACCCGGGUCUGGGAAUAACGCGGGGACAAAGCGGGGGUGCUCUGCUGCCCCCGUGUGGCCUACAGGAGAACUGCGGUUCUCCGCUGGGAAGGGCAAGGACUCAGCCUCCAACGUGCUCACCGGGAAGACUGGGGUCCGAAAGCUUCUAGAAUCCCACCCUAAACGUCUGCCUCCGCUCCUGAGACUCCUCGGGCUGAGCGAUGAUGCCACCACGUAGGAAGGUCCAAGCCCACCCGAGGCACGCUUUCAUGUGCUCUCAUGGGGGCGCUGUGGGCUAAGCCGCCGCCUGCAGUGCCAGUAUCCCAUAUGGGUGCUGGUUCAAGUCCUGGCUGCUCCUCUUCCGAUCCAGCUCUCUGCUGUGGCCUGGGAAAGCAGCAGAGGAUGGCCCAAGUGCUGGGGCUCCUGCACCCGCGUGGGAGACCUGGAAGAAGCUCCUGGCUCCUGGCUUCGGAUCGGCGAAGCUCCGGCCAUUGUGGCCAACUAGGCAGUGAACCAGCGGAUGGAAGACUUCUCUCUCUCUCUCUCCUUGUCUCUCCCUCUCUGUGUCUAACUCUGCCUCUCAAAUAAAUAAAUCUUUUUUUUCCUUAAAGAAAAAAGAAAAAGCGUGUUCUUGUUGCCUUGAUGUGCCACUGUCCCCGGGGGUUAAGAGCCCAUGUCCUGGACGCGUUGGGGCAGCACUGGAUGCAGACCUCCGCACUGCACUCACUCGCUGCCUGUCACUCUCCCAGCUUCC